UGUCCUUUUUUUCCUACUGUGUGCGAGCGAAAUCAUGUGAGGCGUAGCUACGCUCUGUGUCUUCCGACCAGAGGACAGUGUGAGCAGAACGAGUUACGAACCCUUCGGAUAUAGGCUGUGUCUUACCCGAAUAUUAUCAAAUGGAAUAAACCACAGAAAGCAAACGGCACAAAGUAAUUAAAGCAACAGAUUCUCUACCGAAAGUUGGGUAUUCAACUUUGGAAUAUAUCAUAAAGAAUGCACUUCUCCCCACUGCUACUGACCAGCGCUGUGGUCUUGAUCAGCGCUGUGGUCUCAUUUCAAAUAAGCACAACACAAGGAGAAAGAGGACUUCCUGGACAAGGGCAGAAUGGAUCUUCUGUACCACGAUCUCCAGAAUCAACCAAGGAAGACUCAAUUCCCAAAUGCACCGAUGAAAUCAGCCGAGACACUUCAUUCGACCGGGCCUUUCUCUGUCCCCGGGCUGAUUCUCUCAAUAAAUUAUUCGAACAAUUGAGAGGAGAGAAUCAUAGAAUGCGCGUCAAAAUCACGGUGGAGAAGGUGGACGGAGAGCUGAUACUGCGGCCUCCUCCCAGAAUCAUCAUCAUCUCGCUUUUUCUUCAGAACACGAACGUAACACAAAUAUCUGCUGAAACGGAAAACCAGAGCGUCCUGUCCUCGCUGACGGUACUCAUUCUCAGAGAAACGCCCGUGACUGAACAGGCUCUGACGUCCCUGUUGCUGCAUCUUCCUGCUCUCCAACACCUUGACAUCUCCUCUUCUGGCCUUAGUUCCCUCCCUGAGAAAGUUUUCGACAAGAACCCGGAACUGCAAUUCCUCGAUUUAUCGAAUAAUGCAUUUGGGAAAAUAGCACUACCUAGAAAUUUAAUAUUGAGGCUAAUGCACCUCAACAUCUCGAGCUGUCAGCUGGACAAGGUAUCCGUGCUGACGGCGUGCAUGGAGAGGCCGUGCUCCAUGCCCUCCCCUCAGGGGCGCCUCAGAACUUUAGACGUGUCCAACAACUAUCUGAAGUGGCUGCCAAGGAGGCUGGUGAAGUCCCUCAAAAAUGAUUCCUUUGUUAAUAUCAAAGGGAACCGCUGGAACGAGACGUGUGACUGCUCGCUCUACUACCUGUGGCAGUACUCGAGGCAGGCGCUGUACAUUGACGCCAGCGAGGAACUCGACUGCUUCAACGAGACCGUUCUCCGGAGCUGCAGCUGGGACGACUGCCCCGACGAGUGCGACUGCGACAGCGAAACGAAGACGGUGAACUGCACAGGGAAAGGCCUGGCGGAGCUGCCGAUCGUCGUGCCCUCCGAGACCGAAAUCUUCCUGGCGGACAACAACGUCAUCACUAACAUAGAUAACGUGGCCUUUCCCACGUACUGCAACCUCAGGAGCCUCAGUGUCGAACGCAACCUCAUGACUGAGCUUUUGCUCUCAAGAAGAGGGAAAUGCGUUUGUGAUACAGACUUCUACAUUAAGGAUAGCAACUGUUUUCCUCAGCAUCUCCGCACAAUGUCCUUAGAUGAUAACAAGAUUAGGGGACUGACCACUGCUGACUGUCUGUUGCUGCAUCCUCUGACGACACUUACGAUGUCUAGAAAUAAGGUACGCUGUGUUUUUACCUCCGCCAAGGAGGUUAUGUUUUUGACGGCGUUGGUUUGUUGGUUAGUUUGUUUGUUAGCAGCCUAGCUCAAAAAGUGCUGGCCGGAUUUCAUCGAUUUUUUGGGUACAAGUCAGAAAGGGACUAACUUAGAACUGAUUAAGUUUUGGUGACAUUCCGAAUUACCGUCUGGUUAUUAUUAUUAUUAUCAUUAAUUAAUCAAUAAAGUACACAAAUCUACGGUAAACGUGUACCACAUUUCACUGACAUUCCGAAUUACCGUCUGGACGCAGCAGCGGUGUAAGUACAUUAUAUACGCAUACUUUUGUCUCUCUCUCUCUACCUCUCCCUCUCCCUAGCGAUAAUAUUAUUGUUGGUACACAUGUGUCGGGGGUAAU
Molecule: messenger RNA, 1983 nt
Organism: Penaeus indicus
Lineage: Eukaryota; Metazoa; Arthropoda; Malacostraca; Decapoda; Penaeidae
Product: protein slit-like
Exons: 11
Coding region: 238-1674 (478 amino acids)
Biological process (GO): neuron projection regeneration
Molecular function (GO): protein binding
Source: RefSeq, a predicted model, not a curated record